CUUGGAUCGUCUUUAGAAAAGCCAAAAUGACGCCUCUCUUCUCCUUUUCGCUCCUCCUCGUCCUCCUCUGGUUCGCUGGUGUUCAGAGCUACGAGGCUCCGAAGGAAAAAGAGGAUGUGUUCGCUAAAAAAGCCUGUCCCGCCUUCCUCACCUUUACCAACGCUGCUCACCUGGCUGGAGUCACUGUGGAGCUGCCCUGCCACUGCAAACCUCAACAGGUAAAAACUCCAAAGGAAAAUAUGAUGGAUGGAGAAUUUCUAAAAGGUUUAUAUGUGAGUGAGGUGAUCAAAGUGGAAACGAGACUUUGGUUUUUCCCUCUGAAACUAAAUCAGAGGAGAAAACCAUCCAGGUCUGUGGUAUUGAUCGAGUUAAAGGCAUUAAUGUUUUUUUUCCCUGUUUCAGAUCCAAUCAGUCGUGUGGUUCUUCAAGAAACACUUGGGUGGCUCCGAGGAAACCAAAGUCCUGACCGAUCGCCAUGGCAACAAGCUGCUGGACCCCAAUCGUGUCCCUCACAGCGGAGACCUGCAGAGCCGAUUCUCCAUCCGCCUCUUCAGCCUCCUGAUCUUCAGAGCGGGGACGGGCGACUCCGGCGUCUACAUCUGCGGCUCUGCAAAGCGAGACUUCUUCUACGCUUACGAUCUGGACAUCCAGGAGGCGCGGAAGUUCAGCUUCACUCCGAGGUGACGAGAAAGACGAGAUGUUGAUAAUGUUUGAUGUAAAUUUUGACACAGAUGAUGAGCGUGUUGCGUCACCGAUAAGUCAGAUUGACCUGCUGCUGUCAUUGAAAUAUGCCGCUCUUACCUCAGAAGUCAGAGGUCGGAGUUGGAAACAAGAUGGCUGCAUCUACGAAAGUUAUUUUAGCUCUUGCCUUGUCCAAAUAUGAGGUAAGUGCCAAAAUAACUUUCGUAGAUGCAGCCAUCUUGUUUCCAACUCCGAUUUUGCUUUUUCCAACUUGGUAACUGAAAAGCCAAAAACUCUGGUGUGACAUCAUUUUCAGCUCCGACCUCUGACUUCCGAGGUAGCUCGAACGCACCAUUAGACACCAAUCUGAAGCUCUGAUUGGAUGUUCACAGGUUAACCCCAGAAGACACAACCAAGAGUUCGACUGUCAGAAAAGUUCCCUCCUCUGCUAAGUCCCUGUACCGCAUCUUUACCGGCUUCAGGCCCUGGUCGGUCUGUGAUCGCUGUGGAGUCCCGGGAGAGCAGGUCCGUGCGGGACUCUGCUUCGUCGAGUCCAAAUUCCUGCAUGUGCGCUUCAGACGGGCCAAUCAGAACGUCACCUCGUGCGGCUCAGGAGCGGUGCCGAAGGCUUUUGAGAGUGUGAGGAAAUCCAGGAUUGGAGCGAAGCUGGAGGUGAAAGGCUGUGAAGUGACAUGUCCAGAAGAAGGUCCCUCGUCAUCCAAAAUCCAGACCCUGAUGUCGUUUCUUGGGUUUGAGUGAGUCACUUUCACUGUUUCAUCAGUUUUUAACGGCGUUAAAGCCUCUAAAUCUAAUCUGAUGAGUCUCACCCUGUACUUUAGUUCAGGUUCCAAGUCAGCCCGAGUCCCGGUGUUCUACCUGAGCCACCCUGCAGGUCGUCUCCUCAUUAUGGGCUGUCCUGGGGCUCGACCCAACAUGGCGGUCGCCUGGGAUCAGGGAUCUACACCCAUCUACCGCUCUCCACCUUCAGGGCGUCAUAAUGGCGGAUCUAGACUGGAGAUAGACACAGGACACCACCUGGUGUUCAAACCUGCAAAAACCCAGGACUCAGGUACCGCAGUCUCCGAACCGAGGGAUUCUGGGCCAGGACUUUUUCAUCUUCAUUCUCAAAGUCUGUCUGUUAUUUCUUUGUCAGGUGUUUACUUCUGCUGGCUGCAGGGCCGAACCGCCGCAGAGAUUCGUCUUCUGGUUUACGCCCAUUUGGGGCGGAGACAAUCAGUGACCUCACACCCGGAUUUUCCUCUAGCUGUCUGGUUCGUGCUCAGGUCGUACGCUGCCAUGACCGGUGUGUUCUUACUGAUUCUGGUCUGCAGAGCUCUCCUAAAGGAAUACAGAGAUGAGACGACAAACUCCGGGGACACUUCGGAGACAAAUACCGAUUAAAGUCUUUUAACCCUCAGAACGCCCAGCUAUAUGUUGCUAUUUUUGGUCUGCCUGUUUUUUUUGUUGUUUUUUCUUUAAAUCUAUGUAGUAACUUUAUCUUUUUAAGCACAGCAAAUACAUACACAUCUAUUUUUUUACUCAGGACACCUACAGCUGUCAUCAAACACCUAUUUUUGUGGCUGGAUUGUAAACCUCGCUAGAUCACCUACAAUACUAUGACAUUUCUUAACAUACUUUACUAUAACUUUUUUUAAUACUAUAAUAUGACAUUUUUUAUUAUACUAUACUAUAUCGCUUUUAUAAUCAUACACUAUGACAUUUUUUUUAAAUUUGCUAAUAUUUAUUCAUACUAUAUUGUGACAUUUCUAUCAUACUAUACUAUGACAUUGC
Xyrichtys novacula (pearly razorfish) is the source of this 2472-nucleotide messenger RNA. Lineage: Eukaryota; Metazoa; Chordata; Actinopteri; Labriformes; Labridae. The record is from the annotation of a GenBank genome assembly.